Cooperia oncophora is the source of this 636-nucleotide messenger RNA. Lineage: Eukaryota; Metazoa; Nematoda; Chromadorea; Rhabditida; Trichostrongylidae. The record is from the annotation of a GenBank genome assembly.
AUGCAUGUUCUGGAACAUUUUGUGCUGUCGCACUACACCUACGAAGGACAUAAUUGUAAAAAUGCUUACAAAAAGAAUGUGCAAGUACCCACCUGUCCUCUGUGUGAUAAACCUGUGCCUACCCCAAAAGGAGUUUCUCCGGAUGUUCAAGUAAAUGAGCAUAUUCAAAACAAUUGUGCUCAAGGUGCGAAGAAGAAAAUCUUUGCGAACAGAUGCACCGUAAAAGGGUGUAAAAAGAAAGAGGUCAGUUCUUUUCGCUGGCAGCUCAUUCCGCCUUGUCCCAUCACUUGUCCCUCAUGCCACCAGAACUUCUGCCUUGGUCAUCGCCACGAGAUAGAUCACAACUGCACACAAGUCAAGGGCAGUCCUGCUCUCUCAAGAGCUGCAGCUGCUGCUAUGGCGAGAAACCAAGGAGGACAAAAUUGUGCUAGCCAAGCGAGGAGUUCGCAAAUGUCCGAAGAUGAAGCUUUGGCAAGAGCCUUAGCAGAGUCUAUGAAUGAUGUCAAUAUCAGCCCUGAAGAGCGAGAUAGAAGGUUGGCUGAACAGCUGCAGGCUCAAGAGUAUGGCCGCAACCCAACUGGCCAGCGCAACACGAGAGCCGUGCCUGGUAAUUCUAAUAACUGCUCUAUAUCAUGA